ACUAUCCUACCUAUCCUACUCGCCUUACCCUUCCUACCCGCUCUGAGCCCCCUCCUAAGAGGGGUAAGAGACACGCUGGGAAUCACUUCACCUCAGGAGAGGAAGACUCCAGCGAAGAAGAGACCAUGGGAACCCUCUACGGCUUGUUCCAGCUGAGCGAUCAUGUGAUUUGUUCCUCGGGCUCAACGCCAUCGCUGAACCUUUGCCAGAUGAACUGCAGUGCUUUGAUUGACGACAACAUAAGUGAUGACUUAAACUGUGUGGCGACUAUCAAACAGACAAUGGAAAGUGGUCGCGGUCAAAAAACAAUGGCUCUAAAGAGAAUGAUCGAUCUGCUCUUCCAGAAGGAAUGUCUCGCGACGGUGGCCUCUAGCUACUUCUCCAAGUGUUGAAGUGUUGCGAUGUUCGACGACAAUCCCCCAAUUGCAAAAAGAUCUGAAUUGGGCUGCCUGUGUAAAUACAGCCAUGGUGUGUAACAAUUAGUCCUCAUCAGCUUCAUGUUAACAAAGUACACCGGAAUAGAAUGUAGCAUGUAGAAAGAAUAAAAAUGAACAUUACAUUCA
Messenger RNA from Salmo salar (Atlantic salmon), 563 nucleotides. Lineage: Eukaryota; Metazoa; Chordata; Actinopteri; Salmoniformes; Salmonidae. The record is from RefSeq and is a predicted model, not a curated record.